AUGCCAGGUCUCACCUCAUUCCCCCCCUUCCCGGACAACGUCCCAACACACCCCCUCCUCAUAAUCGACUACGCUCUCCUGAAAGCAGGCGACGAAGCAGAGAUCGCCACACUCUGGAAGGCCGCUACCGAGCUUGGAUUCUGGUAUCUCAAGAACCACGGCGUAGACGAGGAGGCGAGCGGGAUGUUCGACAUGGGAGCCGAGACGAUGGCCUUGCCGCUCGAAGAGAAGCUCAAGUUCGAGCAAGGCGAGGAGGGCAUGUCCUUCGGGUACAAAGCCGCAGGCGCGAACGCGACGGACGAAAACGGCACGCUGGACACAGUCGAGUUCAUCAACGUCUCCAAAGACGACGUCCUCGCCUUCCCAACGCCCAUCCACCGCACCUACCCCUCGACCGUCACCGCCCGCAUGGCCUCCACCAUCUCCCUGUUCGUUCGCAAGUCGCUCGAGGUGAACGACACCCUCCUCGAGAUACUCAAUGAUCGUCUUGGAUUGCCGAAGGGCACGUUGGCGAGUAUGCAUGCGAUGGAGGAGACGAGCGGGAGCGAGGCGAGGUGCAUCAAGAACCCGCCUCGUCCUGGUGGGAUCUCUGAGGAGAAGGCCGCUAUCGGUGCUCACACCGAUUUCGGCUCAUUAUCGUUCCUGCACAACCGUCUGGGCGGCCUGCAAGUAAUGGCCCCAGGCACUGACAAAUGGCAGUACGUAAAGCCAAUACCGGGCCACGCAAUCUGUAAUCUAGGAGACGCCAUGACCAUCUUCAGCGGUGGAAUCCUCAGGUCCAACCUCCACCGAGUCGUUCCUCCCCCCGGCGCACAAUCCCACCUCGAGCGCUGGUCCCUAGUCUACUUCACCCGCCCAUCCGACUCCGUCCUCCUCGAAGCCCUAACAGACCAGAGCCCCAUGAUCGCCGACGCGGUGUCCAGAGCCGAGAACGCGAGCAUAUUCCGGACGGGACAGACGUCGAAGGAGUGGUUUGCGAGGCGGAUCAGGAACCAGCGUACCAAGAACCGGAAAGUGAGCUGUCGUGUUGAUCGUGGUGGGUCGGAGACUUGGCGGGCGAGUCGUGGGACGGAACAUCGUCCUGAUGCGGCUUAG
Laetiporus sulphureus 93-53 is the source of this 1095-nucleotide messenger RNA. Its product is annotated as Clavaminate synthase-like protein. The coding region runs from base 1 to 1095 and encodes 364 amino acids. Gene Ontology annotation, molecular function: dioxygenase activity. Lineage: Eukaryota; Fungi; Basidiomycota; Agaricomycetes; Polyporales; Laetiporaceae. The transcript has 7 exons. The record is from RefSeq and is a predicted model, not a curated record.